AUGCCUACUCAGCUGGAGGAAUUAGUUAGUUUUCUACAUUCGCCACAACCUGCUGUAAGACAAAUUGCCUUAGAUAAUCUAGUUGGGUUUAGUUCAGGUCCAUCAGCCUCUAUUUUUAAGUAUGAUAACUGCAGAGCUAUUCAGGAUUUGAAAGAGUUAGCUAAAGAAAAAUCAAAGAUUUUAGUUCAACAAUCAGUCACCAUUUUAGUCAAUUUGUCAAGUGACCCAGAAUUAAGAAGGUUGAUUGCUAAAGAACCAGAUUUCAUUAGAUAUAUUGCUUCCAAAAUCUGUGAUUUGUCUAACACAUGUGCAGAUAUUAUGUGUAUUCUUUUAAGUAAUUUAGCUAAGGAAGAUGCUAUUACACAGAUCUUCGACAUGGAAAGAAUAAUAUUUGAUCAUGAAAAGGAGUUAAAAAAUGAAAAACCCAUUUUUGGUAGUAAUAAAAUCAUGGAUUGUUUAAUGGACUGUUUUGUUAAAGGUUACGAUAGAAAAUUAAAUAAAUAUGCAAACUUUGAUUAUCUAGCAUAUUUCUUUGCUGAUAUUGCUAGAUUUAAAAAAGGUAGAGAAUAUUUCAUUCACCGUCAAGAAUAUGAUGGUGUUGUACCACUUUCAAAGUUAUUAGUAUUUACUGAAAAAUAUGAUUCGAAAACAAGAAGAGAAGGUGUAGCUUCCACUAUCAAAAAUUCAUUGUUUGAUUCAGAAACUCAUGAGAGAUUGUUAACAGAUGAAGAUAUCAAUUUAUUACCGUACAUUCUGUUACCUAUAGCUGAUGCCAAGGAUUCUGAAAUCGAUGAGGAAGACAUGUUUAAUUUACCCGAUGAAUUGCAAUUAUUACCUGAAGACAAGAAAAGAGAUCCUAUCCCAGCAAUUAUAUGUGUCCAUUUAGAAAGUAUUUUGCUUUUAUGUACUACAAAGGCUGCAAGAGAGUAUAUGAGAAGUAAAUCUGUAUAUCCAUUAAUCAGAGAAUUACACAAGAAUGUGGAAGAUGAAGAUAUCGGUGAAUUAUGUUACAGAAUUGUUAAUAUGCUAAUGAGAGGUGACCCAGAUGUUACAACUUUCGAAGAGAUGCCUUCAAAGAGUGCAGAAACUGAACCAAAUAUUGAUGAGGAUGAGGAUGAGGAUGAUGACGCUAUGAUAGAAAUUGUCUGA
Messenger RNA from Arxiozyma heterogenica, 1149 nucleotides. It is a transcript of the gene HGH1, whose product is annotated as Hgh1p. The record is from RefSeq and is a predicted model, not a curated record. NCBI's taxonomy places the organism in Eukaryota, Fungi, Ascomycota, Saccharomycetes, Saccharomycetales, Saccharomycetaceae. The coding region runs from base 1 to 1149 and encodes 382 amino acids. The transcript has a single exon.